CAGCCUCUCGCUAGAAUCUUUAGGUGCAUGCCAAGCGCUAACCCCGGACACUCGCCGUCUGUGCCUGGUAUCAAGUCCGGUCGCCAAACUCCGUUUUUUCUCUGGGAGAACACGCAAAUAAAAUCAUCUCAUUCAUGUUUUAGGCCCCCUUGAGUUUCAACGGCUCGAAUUUCCCUUUUUCUUCUCUGGUUCUUUAGACCCUUGCCUUGCUUUCUGCCUCCUCCCCUCUUCUCUCCCUCAUUCACUCUCUUGUUUUUUUACUGUCGACAAGUCAUGGUUCGAUGAGAAGUUGUGUUUCUUUUAAUCUUGAGGCUCUAGACAGCAUUUAUUCUUAUUCUUCUUCUUGUUCAUAUUAUACUAUUUAAACUGUUUCAUUGGGUACGAAAAUUCAACUGUUCAGCUGGUUCUGAAUAAUCGAUACUGUCGUUCAAGGUGGUUAUUGGGUUUCGAGGAACGAGGAGCGACAAUACGACGAACACCUAUCGAAGGAAAAUCGGACAAUUUUUAGUCGGUUGACUCAACCGACUCAACUCGCCCUCGCUCAAGAUGAGCUAUCAAAUGCAGGAUUGGGGAGAGAAACCCUCAGAGCGAUCACGAUGGACUCCCCUAACGCGAAUGCUGCUAUCGGGUGAGAUGACCCAAGAGAAGCAACAGGAACUAUCGUCAAGAGAAAAGUUUGAUCGCUGGAUGAUCAACGAGGGUUAUCGAAGAUUCUUCGUCUUUGUCUUUAUGCUUCUUCACGCACUCAUCUUCUCCUUCGCAUGCGUCCACUACUCUCAAAAAGAGAGUCUCAAAACCUCCAAUGAACUCUUCGGCUUCACCUUCGUCAUAGCUCGUUCAGCCGCUCUGGUUCUUCAUGUCGACGUCGCCGUCAUUCUCUUCCCCGUCUCUCGAACCCUCAUCUCGCUCCUUCGACAGACACCUCUCAAUGGAAUCCUCCAGUUCGACAAGAACAUCACCUUCCACAUCGUCACCGCCUGGUCUAUCGUUUUCUGGUCUUGGGUCCAUACCAUUGCUCACUGGAAUAACUUUGCGCAGGUCGCCAUCAAGUACAAGCUUGGUAUCUACGGCUGGUUGGUUGCCAAUUUUGUGUCUGGACCUGGUUGGACUGGCUAUGUCAUGCUUAUUGCGCUGAUGGGUAUGGUUCUCACAUCGACCGAGAAGCCUCGACGAGCAAACUUUGAGCGCUUCUGGUAUACUCACCACAUGUUCAUCGUUUUCUUCUUCUUCUGGUCUAUCCACGGAGCUUUCUGUAUGAUUCAACCAGAUGUUGCACCCUUCUGCACCAGCGUUGGCGCAUCGGCCGUUGGAGUCUUCUGGCAAUACUGGAUGUACAGCGGUUUCAUUUACCUGGCCGAGCGUAUCGCACGCGAGGUGCGAGGUCGUCACAGGACAUACAUCACAAAGGUCAUUCAACACCCAAGCAAUGUUUGCGAGAUCCAGAUGAAGAAGGAGCACACAAAGACACGAGCUGGGCAGUACAUAUUUUUGUGCUGCCCUGCCGUCUCGCUAUGGCAGUACCAUCCCUUCACUUUGACCAGUGCCCCUGAGGAGGACUACAUCUCGGUCCACAUUCGUUGCGUGGGCGACUUCACCAAGGAGCUUUCCAAGGCUUUGGGUUGUGAUUGGAGCAAGAAGAGGGAACCCGGUGGCAACGAUUCCAGCAAAGUCGUUGGUUUGACUGGACGCGACUCCGAGAUCGAUCCAGCUAUCCGCCGUGUUCUCCCCAGAGUCUACGUCGACGGUCCUUUUGGUUCUGCCUCCGAAGAUGUCUUCAAGUAUGAAGUCUCGGUGCUUGUUGGUGCAGGUAUCGGUGUUACACCGUUCGCCUCCAUCCUCAAGUCCAUCUGGUACCGAAUGAACUACCCCCAGAAGAAGACCCGCCUAGCCAAGGUCUACUUCUUCUGGAUUUGCCGUGACUUUGACUCCUUCGAGUGGUUCCGCUCACUGCUUCUGGCAGUCGAAGCGCAGGAUCUGGACCACCGUAUUGAGAUUCACACCUACCUCACAGCCAAGAUCAAGGCCGACGAUGCGACAAACAUCAUGAUCAACGAUGCCAAUGCCGAUAAGGAUACCAUCACUGGUCUGCGCAGCCCAACAAACUUUGGCAGACCCAACUGGGAUAUGAUCUUUAGGGGUAUCAGGAAGCUGCACAGUCCUGCUGAGGCGGGUGUGUUCUUCUGUGGACCCAAGGGAUUGGGAAGUUCGCUGCAUACUUAUUGUAACAAGUACACCGAGCCUGGGUAAGUUUCUAUGCUAUUAUUGAUAUGGGAGAACCUCAGCUAACUUGAUGCAGAUUCUCUUUUGUUUGGGGCAAGGAGAACUUCUAAACUUUGUCUCUACCAAUUUCAUUCAAGUCAAGGCAAGCGGAUAGUCAAGUUUGUAAUGUUGAAAGGAACACGAAGCAUGGGGUAGAUUUACUGCAAGACCAUACCUGGUCUAUGUUCUUGUUGAGUUAUCAUUUUAAUACCGUAGAAACAGAUGUUGCAUCUCACCAACCAAUACAACCAUUUUUUUUUGACAAGAUCAGCCACAUACUUCCUGUUCACUAUUGAUCAAGGACUGUCUGUUAUGGGGAGAGUAGUGUAAAGCUCGUGAUUGAAUCGAGGCGCAGCUGAAGAACUGACCACUUGGAGUGCUGACGUUGGACACUCCAUUCCAUGCAUGCCACAUCUGACCCAGAUCUCGUCUGAAACGUUUCACAAGCCUGGAAAGUAUCCUACAGCCACAGCUUACUGUUUUGAACAUAGAAUCCUAAAGACGAUUCUUACUACGAGUUACGGGUAUAACGGCAGAUGAGAAUGAUGCUCCCUCGAUCUUGAUGAUCUCGGACAAUGUCUGAUUCACCGAAGAUUUGAAAGCGUCAG
Molecule: messenger RNA, 2867 nt
Organism: Fusarium odoratissimum NRRL 54006
Lineage: Eukaryota; Fungi; Ascomycota; Sordariomycetes; Hypocreales; Nectriaceae
Product: NADPH oxidase
Exons: 2
Coding region: 547-2247 (566 amino acids)
Biological process (GO): superoxide anion generation; defense response
Cellular component (GO): plasma membrane; NADPH oxidase complex
Molecular function (GO): superoxide-generating NAD(P)H oxidase activity
Source: RefSeq, a predicted model, not a curated record